Pipistrellus kuhlii (Kuhl's pipistrelle) is the source of this 697-nucleotide messenger RNA. It is a transcript of the gene PDE6G, whose product is annotated as phosphodiesterase 6G. The record is from RefSeq and is a predicted model, not a curated record. The transcript has 4 exons. Lineage: Eukaryota; Metazoa; Chordata; Mammalia; Chiroptera; Vespertilionidae. The coding region runs from base 120 to 521 and encodes 133 amino acids. Gene Ontology annotation, molecular function: cGMP binding; 3',5'-cyclic-nucleotide phosphodiesterase activity. Gene Ontology annotation, cellular component: photoreceptor outer segment membrane. Gene Ontology annotation, biological process: positive regulation of G protein-coupled receptor signaling pathway; positive regulation of epidermal growth factor receptor signaling pathway; visual perception.
GCUUCCUGCACCGAGCCCCACGCUCAUUGGGGCGGUGCAACUCCCACCUGUGUCGCGAUUGGCUAAGGUGGCCGUCGCUCACGCCCCGGAAGGGGCGGAGAGUGGAGCCCGCUUGCGCAAUGGGUCAGGCCGCGGGCGAUGCUGUUGCGGAGCGUAGCCGCGGGCGGCCGGGCGGCGGCCUCGGCCUCCCGGUGCUCGCACCCAGCCUGAGGGAGUCCAGAAGCCCAAGGUCGCCACGGGGCUCUGCCAGCCUGGCCAUGAACCUGGAGCCACCCAAGGCCGAGGUCCGCUCAGCCACCAGGGUGACGGGGGGCCCCGUCACGCCCAGGAAAGGGCCCCCCAAAUUUAAGCAGCGGCAAACCAGGCAGUUCAAGAGCAAGCCCCCCAAGAAAGGUGUCCAAGGGUUUGGGGACGACAUCCCUGGAAUGGAAGGCCUGGGGACAGACAUCACCGUCAUCUGCCCGUGGGAGGCCUUCAACCACCUGGAGCUGCACGAGCUGGCCCAGUACGGCAUCAUCUAGCCGCACCGCGUCCGGCCCGCGGCUCCCACGCCCACCGCAGCCAGGCGUCAGGCUGCGUCUGAAGACCUUCAGAGGGCAGCGAGGGCAGCCCCCUGCCCGGCCUCCGGAGCCGGGCCCACAUCCCCUCCUGCACCUGGAAGCCAGGGCUGGUGCCGCCGUCAGCGCUGUUUCGAAAU